AUGUGCCUGCCUCUAUGCCUGUACGUGUGCCUUCCUCAAGGAGCAUGUGGCAAAAUGUGCGUGUCUCAGUGCCUUGGCGAAUGUGCAUGUGAAGAAGGCGUGGUUGUGGCUGAUCUACUAUGGUAUGAUGAAGGGGGUGGGGGUAGGGCGAACGAGGGGGUGUGGUGUGGUGUGGUGUGGUGUGGUAGGGGAGGAGCAGAUUGUUGCCAUUACUCGGGACAGCCCGCGUCUGGUCGGAAGAGAGAAAAACACAGUAUUGGACAGAUGACGAGACACGCGCUGAAGCAAUUUAGUGAGCUGAGUCCUCCAUUUCGCCCCACCGUCUGUCCGACUCCUCUCCACUCGCCUCCGCCCCAGACGGCGGCCGAUCGCCUUCCCUCCCGUCCCUCUCCGGCCGUUCCGCGGCUUUACCCAGCCUCAUUCGGGCAUCUGCAUACGUCGGCUGUCAGGCCGGCCACAACAGGUCGCGGGCUACGCCGGCCAGGCCGCGACAAGCAGAGAUUAGGCAACCGGUUGGACCUACCUGAGUUGACUUACAAGCCCCAAGGGUCGAAUGAAUCUGUACCAGCUGGCCCACCACAGGUGCCCCACCACUUUGCGUACUAUUUAAUCAACAUUUUCCCGCCCCAUUCGCCGGGCCUCGCGAGCACAGGCUCUUCAGGGGCGGCGUCGCAAGCCACUGCCCCAGUCACUGUGCCACCGCGACCCGCCUCACUCGAGCACACUCUAGGGCCGACAUAG
Molecule: messenger RNA, 741 nt
Organism: Protopolystoma xenopodis
Lineage: Eukaryota; Metazoa; Platyhelminthes; Monogenea; Polystomatidea; Polystomatidae
Source: the annotation of a GenBank genome assembly